UGGGAAGCUCAACAUGGACAAACUACAAACAUUCAAUCUUGUUAGCUAGUGAAAAGCAUGUGCUCAACAAACAAAUUGUUACCUGUCACCCACCAUGGCUCUGAACAGUUGACUAAAAGAGUCAGGGUGGGGUUGAGGGCUUUAUAUAGGUGAACCCACCUGCAUUCACUAAUUAGGCCAAAUUUGGGUCAAACCAUGAUUAUCAAAAGCUGGGUAUUACAGAAGGACACUGGACAUUUGAAAGUUGUGUUGUCUAAAGCCUGAAUAUACUGUGUACAAAAAUGACUGCUCUACACAUGCAAAAGUACUAUGUGAAUACUUUUUAGACAUGUGAUGGUUAUUUAUGGUGUAAUUUGCAAAAUAACUGUUUUCUUAAUUCCCCCUGUCAAAUUGGUCCCAGCUAGUGGGCGGAGCUAUGGGCUAUUUAAGUUGGAAAAUGCCGUUUUUCUGACAGUCUGCUGUUGGUCACUGCCAGAGGAGGUUCUCUGUCCUGAGCAGGAGUUUCGAUCUUCAUGCAUCAUCUACUGAGAGUGUAGGUGCUUUGUUUUCCUGUCAUUGUUCACCUUUUGACACUUUUUGGGAUUUCAAUAAAUGUUUGUAAACUGUUACCAACUGCGUGCCUUGCCAUCCUUGAUUUGAAAGUCUGGUUUGCAACGGUUACAUUACCUUCACCCGAGGCGGGGUGUGACAUAUGGUGGCAGUGGUGGGAUGGCAAGCCGCAGAGUUUACAACAAAUCUGGCAGAGGGCAGGCCAGAACUGGUUUGAGAUCCCAAGUGUCGAAGGUGGCAAUGACAGAGGAGACUGAUGAGAUGGCUGGUCGAGGGGCCACGGCGAUGAGGCUGGACCGGACGACUAUGGCUGAGGAGCGUGAAGUUGGAUGGAACACAGAGGAGUCUGAAGAAGACGUCAAAGGUUUUGAGAACUCUGGGGCUAGGCGUAAGCAGCAUAGGAAGGGUUCUGGGAAGGCUAGGUGGUCUGCUGAGCCACCAAAGACUGAAAGAGUGCUAAGUGAACCUACCCUGGUUAACAUGUUCCAAGACUUUUUGAUUGGACAGCAACGUAGGGAAGCUAUCAUAGUCCGUGAACUCCAGGAGUUAAAAAAUGUCUGUACAAGGCCUAGCCUAGAUCACUCACUCACUAACCAAAAUGCUAACCGUACUACUGAUGAUAGUCGUUAUGAGCAGUUGCCCAAACCCAGAACUCGCCCACAGCCAACUCCUAGUCCUCAAGCGUCGCCGUCCAGAGAUUCCUUGCCACCUGACCAUCAUCUCCGACAAGGCCCAAAGAUGCUCCCUUUCCAGCAGGGUGAGGACAUCGAAAACUUUCUUGUCCGCUUCGAGCGCAUCGCUCGCACCUGGGGCUGGCCUCAGUCUGACUGGGCCUGCCGACUUGUUCCACUCUUGACCGGCAAAGCUCUGGAUGCCUAUUCUGCGAUGGAGGAAGAUGCUUCCAACGUCUAUACUGACCUUAAAGAAGCCCUCCUUGCUAAGUUUGAUAUCUCUCCUGAGACUUAUAGACUCCAGUUCCGGUCAACCUACAUUCCCCCUGGUGAAUCUCCCAAGGAGACUUACAACAGACUCAAAGGUCUCUACAGAAGAUGGAUCAAGCCAGAGCAGCAUUCCAAAGAAGACAUUGCAGAGCUCUUCAUUCUGGAGCAAAUGCUUCGCAUGCUGCCCAACGAAAUGAGGACUUGGGUGAAGGAACAUGAGCCAGAAGACGGACUUACUGUUGCUAAACUUGCAGGCCAGUACUUGAAUGCUCGUAAAGGACUCCGAAUGCCAAGGCAGCAGAACAACCGUGUAGCAGCCCAAGGUGCAGCCGACCUGUCACACCAAAGAGGUGUGCAGAAAGCAGGUGGUUAUAGCACCUCAGGGGACAACAGACUGCUCCCGAGACAGAGUCCAGUGAAGGAUCUCAUCUGCUACCACUGCCAACAGCCAGGGCAUCGAGCCCCAGUCUGCCCCUUGAAAGGUCCCAAGCUGUCCAGCUUCUGUCAUGUUCCCCAUCCAUCUGUCCCAGCUUCAGUCAUGGCACCUGCUCUUGCACCCAAUUCUGAACCUGAGGCCAAACCUAUCAUGGUGCCAGCUUGUGUUAAUGGCCGUCCAGUGCAAGCAUUGUUGGACACAGGUAGCUCCAUGACACUGUUGAACCAUUCUUUUGUGUCACUUGGUAAUCUUGACUAUCAGCAUGCCACAGCCAUUCAAUGUGUCCAUGGUGAUCAAAGAAUAUAUCCCGUGGCUGAUGUGACCAUCGUCAUCGAUGACCAGGCUUUCUUGCUCCGUGUGGGGGUUCUUGAUCACAUGCCCCAUGACAUGAUCUUGGGCAGAGACUUGCCUAUUCUGCAUGAUCUUGUUCAUCAGACACACACGCAGAAAGUGAAGUCCAGUUUUAUUCCAGCCAUUCAAGAGGCUUAUCCAGUACUCACCCGUGCCCAGACAGCCAAGAUAGGGCUGGAGCCUCUUCCUGACUUGGACCCUUCUCUAUGCCAGGGUGGUCAGAAGGGCCCGCCCAAAAGUAAGAGCCAGCGCCGCCUGGAGAAAAUCCAAGGUACUCCACUGUUGGGUAAUGUGUCAAGCUUGAAACCUGAUGAAGAGUGGCAAGUACCUGAAGACAUCCGAGAGCUACAGAGAGCUGACGUCUCACUGGCUCCCCUGCUGGCUAAGAUGAAAGAUGCAAACAUCCCCUUGCAGCCAAACCAGGGUGAAAAGUAUGUCUUGGAGGAUGGAGUUCUGUAUGUAGCAGAUCAGUCAGAGAAUCGCUUGGUGGUCCCUACCUGCUGUAGGCCCCUUGUACUGCAUCUUGCUCAUUCCAUACCUUGGGCUGGUCAUCUUGGGCAAGACAAGACUCUUGCUCGAGUCAAAGCUCGCUUCUUUUGGCCUUUAAUGGUCAAAGAUGUUAUUGAGUACUGUCAAACCUGUCUACAGUGCCAGAAGACCUCUCCGAGACGACCUGAGAAAGCCCCACUACUCCCUCUUCCUCUCAUUGAUGUUCCUUUCCGGAGGAUUGCAAUGGAUAUCGUUGGACCCCUGGAGAAAAGCAGUGGAGGCCAUGAAUACAUCCUUGUCCUCUGUGACUAUGCCACCAGAUUUCCCGAGGCCUUCCCACUAAGGAGUAUCAAGACUCCGAAAGUCAUCUCUGCACUUGUACAAUUCUUCUCACGAGUAGGAAUUCCAGAUGAAAUAAUCACGGAUCAAGGAACCAACUUCACCUCAAAGCUCAUGAAGCAGCUUCACAAACAACUUGGAAUUACUGGCAUUCGCACCACCCCCUAUCAUCCACAAACUGACGGGUUGGUGGAACGCUUCAACCAAACCCUGAAGUCCAUGCUGAGGAAGUUUGUAGACGACACCGGUCGAGACUGGGAGAAAUGGCUUCCCUUCUUGCUCUUUGCCUAUCGAGAGGUACCCCAAGCCUCUACCGGGUUUUCGCCUUUUGAGCUUCUUUAUGGGUUCCCUGUUCAAGGCCCCUUGGACCUCUUGAAGAAAUCCUGGGAAUCCAAACCACCUGCACCACAAGGGGUACUUUCUUAUGUGCUGCAGAUGCGAGACCGGCUGGAGCAAUACAGAGCCAAGGCAAGAGAAAAUCUUGGAAAGGCCCAGAUGAAACAGAAGACCUGGUAUGACCAAAAAGCACGUCACAGGGUGCUAUACCCAGGUCAAAAGGUCAUGCUCUUGCUUCCAACCUCAAGCCAUAAACUGCUGGCCCAAUGGCAAGGUCCUUACUCCGUGGUCAGACAAGCUGGUCCAGUCACCUAUGAGAUCUCACAUCCGGAUAAAGGAAAGGCAUCCCAAGUGUACCACAUCAACCUUCUGAAGGAAUGGAAGGAGAGGAAAUCCUCUGUGGAAGGAAAGGAUGUCCAGGCCAGUCAAGUACCUACUCAAAGCAAGAAGUUGCAAGAGAAAAAGGUGAUGCUGGCACGGGAAGUGGAAAUGGAGGAUGAUGUGGAGGAGACAGAUCUGUCCAUGCUCACUACACCACAGAAACCUGAUGUAAGCCACUUGUCUGCACAAUCUGCCCUUAAACUAUUGCAAGUGUGUGAAGAAUUCCCAGUAUUGUUCAGUGGAAAGCCCGGAAGGACUCCACUAAUUGAACAUGUCAUUCACUUAAAAAACCCAACACCUAUCUGUCAGCGCCCAUACAGAGUGCCUGAGCGGAUGGUGGAGCCCCUCAACCAUGAAAUCCAAACCAUGCUGGAUCUAGGAGUGAUUGAACCCUCAAACAGUGAGUGGUGUAACCCCAUUGUCCUCGUUCCUAAAAAAGACAACACGAUACGAGUUUGUAAUGACCUACGCAAAGUGAAUGCCGUUUCUAAAUUUGAUGCUUAUCCUAUGCCACGUAUUGAUGAACUUCUUGAGAAGCUCGGCAAAGCUGUGUUCAUCACCACCCUUGACCUGUGUAAGGGAUACUGGCAAGUCCCUUUAAAGAAGGAGUCUAGGGGUACACUGCCUUCCGUGGACCAAAGGGUCUCUAUCAUUACACAGUGAUGCCGUU
Molecule: messenger RNA, 4492 nt
Organism: Entelurus aequoreus (snake pipefish)
Lineage: Eukaryota; Metazoa; Chordata; Actinopteri; Syngnathiformes; Syngnathidae
Exons: 1
Coding region: 709-4485 (1258 amino acids)
Biological process (GO): DNA integration; proteolysis
Molecular function (GO): aspartic-type endopeptidase activity; nucleic acid binding; zinc ion binding
Source: RefSeq, a predicted model, not a curated record